Messenger RNA from Sorghum bicolor (sorghum), 1202 nucleotides. Its product is annotated as expansin-A13. The coding region runs from base 192 to 965 and encodes 257 amino acids. The record is from RefSeq and is a predicted model, not a curated record. Gene Ontology annotation, biological process: plant-type cell wall organization. NCBI's taxonomy places the organism in Eukaryota, Viridiplantae, Streptophyta, Magnoliopsida, Poales, Poaceae. Gene Ontology annotation, cellular component: extracellular region. The transcript is spliced from 2 exons.
CCCCAGCUCCGAUCCUACUGCAGAUAUAAGUACAGUAUAUCUUUUAUUUGGCUGUACUUAUAUCUGCAUUCGUCGUAUCUUUUAUUUGGCUGCCUCCAUCACCACUCGAUCAUACAUAUUAUCCAGCAAACUGUUGUGUGUGAUCGAUCCAUCCAUCACUAAGCCCAGCUGAGACACGCACGUACGCAUAUAUGGCUGGACCUGCUUACGCCCGCGCGGCGCUCGCGCUCGCGCUCGCCGUGGCCGCGGCCGCCGCGGCCGACGCGCAGACGGAGUGGCUCAGGGGGCAUGCCACGUUCUACGGCGGCGCGGACGCCUCCGGCACCAUGGGGGGCGCGUGCGGGUACGGCGACCUGUUCGCGCAGGGGUACGGCACGCGGACGACGGCGCUGAGCACGGCGCUCUUCUCCGGCGGGGCCUCGUGCGGGCAGUGCUACAAGCUGGUGUGCGACAGGAAGACGGACGCGACGUGGUGCAAGCCGGGGGUGUCCGUCACCGUCACCGCCACCAACUUCUGCCCGCCCAACUGGAAGCUCCCCGACGGCGGGUGGUGCAACGCGGUGCGCGCCCACUUCGACAUGGCGCAGCCGGCGUGGGAGAAGAUCGGCGUCUUCAGCGGCGGCAUCAUCCCCGUCAUCUACAGGAGGGUCUCCUGCGUCAGGAAGGGCGGGGUGCGCUUCACCGUCAACGGCCACGACUACUUCAACCUCGUCCUGCUCACCAACGUCGCCGGCCCGGGAUCCAUCAGGGCCAUGGACGUCAGGAGCUCGAAACCGCCGGUGGACUGGAUGCACAUGGCGCGCAACUGGGGCGCCAACUGGCACUCCCUCAGAUACCUCACCGGCCAGGGGCUGUCGUUCAGGGUCACCGUCACAGACGGCCAGACCAUCGUCUUCGCCGACGUCGUGCCGCCCAAGUGGAGGUUCGGCCAGUCCUUCUCCAGCAAGCUGCAGUUCAAGCUGUGACUAACUGACUACUACCGUACUAAAGGUAGCCCGUACAUGUACCGUACCACCGUGUGCGUGAUGAUCGAUCAUCGAUGAUUAUUUAAUUUGGACCUCCAGGCCAAUAUAUACAGUAAUUGAUUUGGUUGUGACUUGCAUUGUGGAGAGGGUUCAUUUACCAUUUCUGUAUGUAGGAGUACAUACGUGCUUCCAAAUUUUUUUAUUUGAAAAGAAACAAGACUUGUUAAUUUAUUGCUA